AUGGGCUUCUGGCCAGAAACGGUCACAGAGGAAGGUCUGUUCUCAAAGGAUCCUUAUCAGGGUGAGAAUUGUAGCCUUGAAGCGGUGCAUGAGGGAGGCUCGGAAUUAGCUGGAGAGAUUGUUCAUGUAUGUCGAACUGUCGUCUUCAGCCUGUUGAGAGAAAAUCCUCCCAUCUUAGGACUUGCCUUCUGUAAAGAGCUGUUGAGUGAGUGGAAGGAUUUCUUGUGCAGAGAACAAGUGUUGUCACUUUUCUUGCAGGUGAUUGCCCUUGUAAUGGAUUCCUUCACGGACAUAGAUAUCUUUGGUGACCUUCAGGAUGCCUAUAACAACCGUAAAGUCCCUGUCUAUAUUCUUCUCGACCAAGACUUUCUACCCCAUUUCUUGGAAAUGUGCAAGAAUUUGGGAGUUUGUCCUGAGCAGGAAGAUCUGAUGCGAGUUCGAACGCUCACCGGGAACAUAUACUGCAUGAGGUCAGGUGCCAAAAUUGUUGGAAAAGUCCAUGAGAAGUUCAUGUUAAUCGACGGAAUCAGAGUGACAACAGGCUCCUACAGUUUCACAUGGUCCGACGGGAAGCUGAACAGCAGCAACUUGCUGCUCUUGUCAGGUCAAGUGGUUGAACAAUUUGACCUUCAGUUCAGGAUUCUUUAUGCCCAGUCAAUGCCCAUUAACCCUAAGUGGCCAUCCAGCUGCAGGACCAGUGGGAUGUUUGAUCACCUGGUGAACAGAAUAGAGUCCCCUCAAGAAUAUACUGUGGAAGGCAACUUGAGAGCAGAGUUUGCCAGACUGUCUAGUACUCCAAAGAAACUGUUGAAAGAACUAGAUCAGGCUGAAGAUGCUCCUGGAGGCAAACCUUGUAGCCUGGGGCAUUCUUGCCUCUGUGAAGAGGAGUGCUUCAGCCAUCAAGAGGCCAUAGUGGGACGGAAAAAUGCAUCAACUCAAACCGGCCCCUGGGGAGAGAAGCCUGUGGUGACGGCAUGUAGCGCUGCCACACAGACCAGUGCCGUGACCAAAGAAACUGGCACUCAGGCUUCUGUGGCUGCCAGAAUGACGGGCACUCAGACUUCAGUUUUGCUGAAGGCUGCAGUGACACAGACCAAGGAAGAUGAGUACACAGAAACACCCCUGCUUCACAGAAAAAUGUCAAAAGAAGGAUCGUCUCUGUUUGGAAAGGCCAUGCCAAGUUCUAGUCUGCGAUCGCUGUCUUCGUCGUCAUCCCAGUGCUCUCUUGCAAGCUCUACUGGCUCGCUCUCUUCUCUCCGGUCCUUUGAAUAUUCCAGCAGUCACAGGGCAGAAUAUUUCCAAAAACUGCAUAAAGAGAGGCAAUUCCACUACUCCGCUAUCAGGUCCAAGCUUAGCCACGUGGUGGAUAUCCUGUCACGGAGGCGACGUGUGCCUGAAAACUACAUGACCCAACACACCGGGAGAUGCAAUCUGAGGCAGAGGCGCGACAUCAGCACCAGCCUGCGCAGCCUCCGGGAUGUUUCGCUCUUUUCUCUGAAUAAAUGA
This is a messenger RNA of Apaloderma vittatum (bar-tailed trogon), 1506 nucleotides long. It is a transcript of the gene SACK1D, whose product is annotated as family with sequence similarity 83, member D. The record is from RefSeq and is a predicted model, not a curated record. Bases 1 to 1506 code for a protein of 501 amino acids. The transcript is spliced from 5 exons. Gene Ontology annotation, cellular component: cytosol; mitotic spindle pole. Gene Ontology annotation, biological process: protein localization to mitotic spindle; positive regulation of cell cycle G1/S phase transition; regulation of ERK1 and ERK2 cascade. NCBI's taxonomy places the organism in Eukaryota, Metazoa, Chordata, Aves, Trogoniformes, Trogonidae.